Limulus polyphemus (Atlantic horseshoe crab) is the source of this 1210-nucleotide messenger RNA. RefSeq lists its product as uncharacterized. The record is from RefSeq and is a predicted model, not a curated record. NCBI's taxonomy places the organism in Eukaryota, Metazoa, Arthropoda, Merostomata, Xiphosura, Limulidae. The coding region runs from base 276 to 992 and encodes 238 amino acids. The transcript has 3 exons.
AGGGCGCAAGGCUGGGUUUGUUGUGUUGUUUUUCGACAGAAAUUAAGCCAGAAACGAAAUCUCAUUGAAAUUACAAACUCACUCUUGUACUAUUACUGGUAGUACUAGUACCUAAGAUCUAUGGUAGGUUACAAGAUGAAGAUUUAGUUAAACAUCCGUUGUACCAAUACUAUUAGUUUAAAAUUUCGUCAACAUAGUUGUACAUCAACAUUCCUGGAGUAGCUUCAAAGGGUGAAAGGAACAAGUGUUUGCAAAGCAUCUAGAGAGUUUUCCUCAUGGCUGUCUCCUGUUAUUGCUCUCAGUCCACAUCAAGAGAGAAUUUACCAGAUCUGAAAAUUGAUUCUGCUCUUCAUGAGCUUGGGAUGUUAAGUAGUGUUACUGAGAGCCGGAAAGAAUACCUCCAAGAAAAACAAGUUAAGGCCAAAAACUCUUGUUCCUAUCAGCCAGAGCUGUGUAUACUACAUGUGAAUUCCAAAUACGUGACCAAUUUCUCGUUCUGCAAACAGCCUUCAUCUCUUCACCGUGGAUCUCUAGAUGACCCAGCCAAUGUAUUUUCUGCUCAAGAUGAUAAUGGAAUAACAUUGCAUGUUAACCUUCACAACAAUAAGCACAAUAUUGUACGUUCAACUACCUCUGCAGGUGCUUUCCGUGGGCCACUUAAGAUGAAAAUGAUGAGGCUACGACAUCAUCGUUUUUAUAGGCCUUAUGACUUCCCUUGGCGACCAGCUCUAGAGGCUUCACUUAGACGGUGCUGGACAGAAGAUACCUCUAUAUCUACAAACACAACCUUAGACCCUAGACAAGAGAGUGCUAACAAGUCAAAUCCUGGAAGUCCCGUGAAAAGUAAUUCCAGUGAUGGUGCCACAAUCCCCCGCUCUCGAUCUCUAGAUGACUUACAGAAAGAUGAGACUUCUAAAAACUGUAAUAGUUUGACAAGGAAGACAGAAAUUGAUUCUGUGUCUCAUCAAAUUAGUAAACUGCAUGUCGGUUAAACUCAAAAAACAAUUAGAAAUGGUAAACAUUUUCUAUUUUUCUUCUUUAUGAUUAUUUUCAAAACAAAAAGAACAUUCUAAUUUAUUUUUACUGAUGUUAUAUUGGCCUAUAUACAUUAUGUGAUUUACAAUAUGUUUGUAUGACAAUUUGUAUGUUUAUCUGAGUAUAUAAUUACCAUUCUGAUUUGACACCCCAAUAAAGAUACUCUUCCAUCGAC